Loxodonta africana (African savanna elephant) is the source of this 10231-nucleotide messenger RNA. RefSeq names its product GATA zinc finger domain containing 2A (gene GATAD2A). Lineage: Eukaryota; Metazoa; Chordata; Mammalia; Proboscidea; Elephantidae. The transcript is spliced from 14 exons. The record is from RefSeq and is a predicted model, not a curated record. Gene Ontology annotation, biological process: negative regulation of transcription by RNA polymerase II. Gene Ontology annotation, cellular component: NuRD complex. Gene Ontology annotation, molecular function: sequence-specific DNA binding. Bases 5195 to 7081 code for a protein of 628 amino acids.
AAAGCGUCCUUAUCUGGAGAGCUCUGGAUUCCAGAGAUCAAAGUCCGGGACUCGCUUCAGCCUUCCUUUUCUCUUCCUCUACUAUUGACUUCCUUCGGUUUUCCUGGAGCCAUAGUGUUUGCUAAGCCAGGGCUUCUCUGUGUUCCUCAGCACAGAGGGGCUGACCGACAGUUCUCUGUGUGAUUGCUGCAAUCUUGAACAUCUUGUCAUGUUAGAAGUGGCUGCAAGUUUUUUUUCCUGUUAGGUUCUGUGACAUGUUUGCUGGCAUCGGUUUGUUAGUAUGUGCCAGAGACCGGUGGCCUUUUAGACCCUACCAUAGCUGUGCUGGAGGGUCUACAGCUGUGCAGGAGGCUUAGCACUGAUAUGAGCCAUCAGAGAUCCCUGCCUUCUGUGUGCCAAGGACUGUGCACUGGCAUCUCCAAUGCCCAGAGUGAUCACACCAUGGAGGUGUGUGUGUAAUAAUCACUAUCUUACAGAUGAGGAAACUGAGGCUCCUGAAGCCGCAGAGCCCAGGAGUGCUCCUGCUAAUGAGCCCACUGUGUGUUUUUGGGGCGCUCCUAGGACACUUCCUGUCUAGGCUCCCCUGCACUUCUGUUUGGAAGUGGGGGUGCCCAGGGUGACGUGGUACCUUCUUGUCUGUAAGAGCAGUCACCCAGCUGGCCUGAAGGGGCCAGCCUGAGCUGCUUGUGGUACUUGGCUCAGCCCUGCCUUGGCAGGAUGAUGGUCCUCUUCUUGAGGAAGUACUUACUUAGGGCUGUGGGCAUGGCUGCUCUCUGACUUUGAGGGAGACUUGCUGGCCCUUCAUCUUUCCUUCCUUUUCAUCCCUUCUUCUCCCUCUGGAGUGCCGAGGCUGGGUCCCAAAGACCCCAACAGAGGACCACAGGCUGUGCGCUAUAACCUGGACUCGCUGUUCUUUCACUCCGAUGACAUCAUUUUUUUUUAAUGUCCAGUCAUCUCUAAUGCAGUUUCAUUUGGCAGAUCUCAAGAGCUUAUAUUUUGAUAGCAAGAAAGAAAAAUUACCAGGUAGAACAAGUUCUGGAAGGAUUUAUACUGAAUGGUAACACUACAUUUCUGGAUUAGGAUUAGUAGUACUUUGUUUUUAUUUUGUAACUUUUGGGUCUCACUGUGUUUUCUCAUUUCUUUUAAAGAUAGGAACCUUUGAGUAACAACACCUUUUAAAGACUCUGAUUCUCAGCGCUGCAGUAGCGCCUCUCUUGUUCGGCAUCGUUUAUUUUGUGAAUUUCUGGCACUGCAAGUAGUGAUUUUUGGGUUGAUUCAUUCAGUAACUGUUGGUGUGCCUACCGUGCCUCCGGCACUGUGCUAGGAAUCCCUGCUUGGUAGAGGGAUUAGCGGGGAAGAAACUGUGAUUAAUCUCAUAAAGGUAGGCCAAGGAGAGGAGGUGGCAGAACCCGGUGGGCAGGCCCAAGGGGGGCUUUCCCUAACGGGUGGACUGGGUGAAGAGAAGAAGGGAGAGUGAUUAUGCAGAGAGAGCUUGGGCUGGGAGAAGACCUUUGUGGUUGGAGCAGAGGGAGUAGGGUUUAGGAUUUUCCCUGAGAGCCUGGGGUGUCGCUGAAGGGGGAUGCAGGGAUGCGGAGGCUUUGCAGCAGAACCUUGCUGGGUUUGGGAAAGCGGGGGAUGGAGUCUGGUGUGCAUGGAGGCCCCGUGUGCAGAGUAAGACUUGCUCCAUAGGCUUUUCAAGGCUGUGACCUUGCAGAAGCAGAUCAUCAGGCUCAUCUUCCAAGAUGGUUCUGGAUGGCCUCAAACCGCUAGCCUUUCUGCUAGUUGUUGAGUGCUUAAUCGUUUCGGUUGCCCAGGGACUCCAGAGGAUGUGGCAAAGCAGAGGAGCUGCUCUGAAGAGUGCCAGUGUUUUCUCAUGUCCAUUCUCUGGGGAGAAAAUUAAGAACAUUCUGCAGAGUCUGGGCUAUGUCAGUUCCCAACAGAAGCAAAACUUCGUGCCCUUAUCCUUGAGUUCAGGUGAACGGCCAGCACACAGUGGCCUAAGAGCCAGGCACCUGGGUUCUCAUCCGGAGGACUUCCUGCAUGGAUGGCGGUGUUUCUGUGCUGUCACAUGGGAGGGCAGGGUGUUUUUUUUUUCUAGACUUUCCCCCCUCCUGAUGAUUUAGUUAGUUCAUGCUUGUAGAAAACUGAGGCAGAGAAAGGACAGUUUGAAGCAGCAGCAGGUCAGUGGGUGAAUGUUUGUGAGCAGUCGCUAUGGGAUGUCUAGGAUCGUGGGGUUUUUGAGGAGCAGUUGUCAGCUGGGAAGAAUGUGGAACCAGAAGAACAGGUCGGCGGUGCCACGUUCUGUCUGAUAGAACUGCCGCCUGUAAGUAUGGUCACUCUUUGGAGCAGAUGUUCUUGAGUUGCUUGCAGUUUUAGCAGGCAAGUGAAACGGCCUCUCAGUGUGCAUCUGCUCAGGUAACUAAAAGCUUCAUGUUAAUAGUGAGCCUACACUCUUGUAUUGAGUGAGGGACAGUGUUUUAAGAAGGUUGAGAUAAAAAGAAAAGGUUCUGGGUUCCAUGUGGUGGCCAAGAGGUGGAAGCAGUGAGGCUGAGGAGCGAGGUCAAGGUGGUGGCCAUGGAGUGACUGGGCACCUUGUGGUGACCAGUGCUGUGGAGUAAUUGGCCACCCCAGGUCCUGCAUGCCACAAUUUCGGCACACAGGAUCCAGGACUUACUAGUGGAGACUGUGGGCUGCUUGUCUCCCCUCACUCUCCAGGCUGUAUGUAUGACCUCUUUUCUUUUUGUUUGAUGAAAAUGUAGGUUAGUGUUUUAGAAGAUAAAAGAACUUCUUCAAGUAGAAUACCUACAGGUCGCCUUAGGAAGCGGGGGUGGGGGAGAGGGUCUUUAGCACCGGUCCACCCAGCCCUGCACCUCCCUGCUCUUCUCUGCUUGGAAGUGCCCCUGCUUCACCAGUGAGGGUUCUUCAGGGGACUUGCCUUCCUGUUCCUGACCCUCCUUCCAGGGUACCUUGUGUAAAACCACUGAAGACAUGAGCCCUGUUGACACGGCGGAGGCCAAUGUUUGGGGUGGAUGUGCUCUCAGACAAGUGAGUGCCCAAAAGGCAUGCUGUUGAGAGGAGUUUGGGGGCAGGUUUGAGUUCCUAGGAUUCAGAUUGGCCUCAGUUGGGUGUGAUAGAACUGGAGGGAGGGGUGUGGUCGCAGGGGCCUUAGUAGGCCGGGAUUAUAAGAGGUCUGAGCUUGUUUGAGGUGAAGAAUUUUUCAACCUCACCUGUAGCUCUGCCUGCAGACCCCACCACCCUCUCACUGGCCUUGCUGGCUGUGUCAUUUAGCUUGACCCUCCAGACUUCACGCUCCCUCAGGGAGGUGAUGUCUGUGAGCUCACUUAAACGACAUCCUGCUCCUCAGCACAGGCCGGCUAGUGCCACUGGCCACAUGAGGCCAUGCACCUGCCACCCAGCAGGUCCCGUGUGGCCAGUGAGGCUAGUCUGGCUCAGGUGGCCAGGUGGUAUGCUCUGCUGAGUCUCACGCUAUUUCCCGUUUCUAAAAGGGGUGAUGAGAACCUUCUCAGGAGGCUGUGUUGGGAUCUGGGUCUCAGCACGGAGCCUGGCUGCAGUGUGUGACCAGUAGAUUGUGCUGUUGUGACUUCCAGACGAGGGGCCAGAGCAAAUAACAGGAGGGACCGUGCCACCAUACGUGCAGAGUCCCUUCGUGCCCUCCACUGCCACUUGGCCGCAUCUCAGCUCUAUGGAUUGGCCCUUGUACCCAUGGAAGAUGGCAUGCUCCUCCAGCGUGUGUCCUUGCCAGGGUCCCCUGCUGACUCGUCUGCUGAGGGGCUCACUUGACCUCUGAUUCUAGAUCCUCCACCUGAAGGAAGGGACAGCCUCUUCCACCCUUGGCUUGCUGACACUGAUGUCCUGAUUUUCUGGGGCUACUCUUGAGACCAGGAGGGGUAGCCAAGAGCUGGCUCCUGGCCUGGGCAGGAAGCAGGUCUCCUGCUUGUGCCCACCUGACUGGCCCUAACCUGGUCCCCCUUCCAGACUCAUAGCUCAUGUGACUCUGGAGGUGGACAGACAGGCUUUUCCGUGACCACCACUUCCUCGCUCUUCAACCUUGGGCAGGUCGCCUCAGUGUUCUCAUCUGUGAAAUGGGGGCAGUAUUUUUGGCUUCAGAAUGUCUGUGAGGAUGAGUGGGAAACCUUUGUAGGUAGUUGGGUUGUCCCACCCCCUGUGCCUCCGUCCACCAGGGGCUGCUCCCCCACACCUCAGCUGCGGAACAGGGAGACACUCAGGCUGAAAAGGAGUUUUAUGACAUAGUCCCACCAUAGCCUAAUGAUUUGAAGGUCGCUGUUGGGAGAUCUCACCUGAAAAGGUCAGUCAAGUUACCCAGAAGGAAGGUGAAAACCUGUGCAUAUAAACCAAACGUAAAUUUCCUUCGUUUGCAGUACUUCUUUGCGACUAGCCCUUGAGUCAGUGGCUGUUUGACUAGAUUUAAGACACUUCACUUUAGAGAGGUUGCUCAGCAUGACCUUGAGGGGAGCAGGUUCCAGGCCCCAUUCCCAUCAUUGAGUUACCAGUUGGUGCAUUUUUGUGGCUGUAACAACAGAUAUUUUUCCUGUGUGUUUUGGGCAAGCUCACUCUGCCAGCAAACUCUUGAAAGCUCUUCUCGCUGUGAAUGUCAAGCUUUAUUCACACCUACAGAGAAAGUACGUUUUCCUCAGUUGCUCAGUAGUGGAGCUUUGGGAACAGUGCUAUCUAAGGUGGUAGUCGUGAGCCCCAACUAAUGGUGACCCCACACACAACAGAAUGAAAUGCUGCCCGGUCCUGCACCAUCCCUGUGAUCAGUUGAGGAUCAGACUGUUGUGAUCCAUAGAGUUUUCAUUGGCUGAUUUUUGGAAGUCAAUAGCCAGGCCUCUUUCUUCCUAGUCCAUCUUUGCCUGGAAGCUCUGCUGAAUGCAAACCUCCACUGACAAACACGUGGUGGCUGUGCUUGAGGUGCUUUGGCUGAGAGCGGAACCUGGGCCUCCCACAUGGAAGAGUUGUCUAAUUUUGGCUGAAGUGUGAACUUCAGGAGUGACUUCAGUUCUGAGUUAAACACUGUCUGGGACCAUAGUCUCGGGGGUUCCUCCAGUCUCUGUCAGACCAGCUGGUGAGCACGUUGAUGUGGUUGCCUACGGACACAGCUGCCGCCAUGGCCAACUUGUAGGACCAGUGUCCCUGCGCCAGGAGCCAGUUCAGAAUGACCGAGGAGGCAUGCCGGACCCGAGGCCAGAAGCGGGCGCCUGAGCGGGACCCAGCCGAGGACCAUGCCGAUGGCAAGAGGAUGAAGAUGGACAGAGGGCUGGUGGCCUCAGACUUGACAACGGGGGCCGACACGACAGUGCGGGCUGAGCCAGGCACAGUCCUGGGCCCAGGGCCGCCCAGAGCAGUCGAGACAGGGAGAGUAGGCGAAGGGCAGGUGGCUGAUGGGCCUGUGGACAUGCGCACCUCGCAGAGUGAUGUGAAGGCUGAGAGGAGAGCUCCCUCACCUGAUGUGAUUGUGCUCUCGGAUGGCGAGCAGCCAGCCAGUCCACGGGUGAACGGGCUGAUGAGGGUGGCGCUGAUGGAGACCAGCACCGAGGACCUCAUGAAAAGUAGUCCUGAAGAACGAGAAAGGAUGAUUAAGCAACUAAAAGAAGAGUUAAGAUUAGAAGAAGCAAAACUCGUCUUAUUGAAAAAGUUGCGGCAGAGUCAGAUUCAGAAGGAAACCACUGCCCAGAAACCUGCUGGCUCUUCUGCAAGCUCCGUGACCACACCUCCCCCGCUUGUGCGGGGCACCCAGAACAUUCCUGCUGGCAAGCCGUCGCUACAGGCCUCCUCGGCCCGCAUGCCCGGCAGUGUCAUCCCACCACCCCUGGUCCGCGGUGGACAGCAGGCAUCCUCAAAGCCAGGGCCACAGCCCAACGCCCAGGUCGUCAUGCCUCCGCUUGUCCGUGGGGCCCAGCAAAUCCACAACAUCCGACAGCAUUCCGGAACAGGGCCGCCCCCGCUGCUCCUGGCCCCCAGGGCGUCCGUUCCCAGUGUGCAGAUCCAGGGACAGAGGAUCAUCCAGCAGGGCCUGAUCCGAGUUGCCAACGUGCCCAAUGCUGGUCUGCUUGUCAACAUCCCCCAGGCCUCCCCUGCAUCGCUGAAAGGGACGACAGCCACCUCUGCCCAGACGGGCACCACCACCACGGGCACUGCAGCCGUGGCUGCUCCUGGUGAUUCCCCAGCCAGCCGGCAGGCAGCCGCCAAGCUUGCACUUCGAAAACAGCUGGAGAAGACGCUGCUGGAAAUCCCCCCACCCAAGCCCCCUGCCCCUGAGAUGAGUUUCCUGCCCAGUGCUGCCAAUAACGAGUUUAUCUACCUGGUGGGCCUGGAGGAGGUGGUGAAGAACCUGCUGGAGACUCAAGCAGGCAAGGUGUCGGCCGCCGCAGCACUGCUAUCCCGUGAGCCCUACACGUGUGCACAGUGCAAGACGGACUUCACAUGCCGCUGGCGUGAGGAGAAGGGUGGCGCCAUCAUGUGCGAGACCUGCAUGACCUCCAGCCAGAAGCGGGCCCUCAAGGUGGAGCACACCAGCCGGCUGAAGGCCGCCUUCGUGAAGGCACUACAGCAGGAGCAGGAGAUGGAGCAGCGGCUGCUGCAGCAGGGUACACCCACGCAGGCCAAGGCAGAGCCCACCACUGCACCACACCCCGCACUCAAGCAGGUCAUUAAGCCCCGGCGUAAGGCGGCGUUCCGCUCGGGAGAGGCCCGCACCUGGACUAACGGGGCCGAGCUACAGGCCUCCAGCCAGCUGUCCCGGGGCCCCACCACGACACCCCGCAGCGUCCUGCACACCUUCAGCCAGUCGCCCAAACUGCAGAACACAGCUGCAGCCCUUGCGACCAGGACUGGCAAGCAUUCCGAGAGGGCCAUGGGUGCCAGCAAGGGCAGCGCCACCCCUGGCUGGAAGAAGGCAGCCCUGAGUGCAGGCGGGGCCCUCGCCUUUGUCAGCCCAGGCCUGGCGGUGCACAAAGCGUCCUCGGCCGUCGACCGUCAGCGUGAGUACCUCCUGGACAUGAUCCCGCCACGCUCCAUCCCCCAGUCAGCCACAUGGAAAUAGUGGAGACCCGCCUCCCUCCUCCCUUUCCCCCGCACGGCUGCCUCUGCCGAGAAGGGCUGCGCCGACCUGUCCUCCGCCCGGGAGAUGCCGCUACUGAAUGUGGUUGCUGAAGAAGCAACCUGAGACGCUGCAGACCCUGGGCAGCACUGGGCGAGGAGGACUCCACCUGGAGGGACCGCGCGGCUUUCUUCCUUCCUUUCUUUGCCUUUAGUUUGCCGUCACCAGCAGAAACGUGGACCCGGGGGCUGGUUCUGCAUCGCCCCCUCCCCCAAUCUGGUUCCUGGCAGGCGCAAUCCCCUGGACAUGACACAGCAAGUGAGAGUGGCCACUCCCGGCGCCAAGUGAGUGGCCACUGCUCUGCUUCCCAACCCUGACACCCUCCGUCACGAAGGCCUGUCACUCGAUGUAUCUUUGAAUCACCUCAUGAUGAUGGAGUUGAAGGCAAGCUGUGCAUACCCAGGUCCUGACUGCAGUGUCUGCCCUGCGCCUCAGGGGGCAGGCAGCUGGUAGCCCAAGACUGGACCAGCCCCACAGGAAGCCCUUCGCUGCUGCUCAUCUGAUGACCUUGGGACCCUCGAACUCAGCAGAACAAAAUGAACCCAGGCCCACUGGAGACCAGGGAUCUGGACACACUGCUGCCAAGGAGGGAAGAUGGGCACAGAGCCCAGGAGCUUGGCUGGGAAGCAGGAGAGGGCUGCUGUUUUUGUUUUUUGGUUUAUUUUAUUAAAUUUUCUCUCUUACUUUUCCUACUGAUUUCGAUAGAUGGAAUCAUACGCUAGCCUGACCGUGAAAUAAGUGUCAGGUGCUCGUAACAGGUGUGUCCCGGGUUGGGGCCCGGCCCAGGUGCUUCUCCUGCACCCCCUCCCCGACUUCAGGAUUUCAGUGUGGGUCUAGUCUAGAAACUUUUCCUUACAGUGGGGGUGCUGUCGUGGGUCGUCCUCAGGUUUUUCUACCCUUAGUGUCUACAGAAACGUCUUUAGAAGGAUCAGAUCUGCCCUUAGUUUGUUUUGUUUUUUUCUCCCGGUCUUUAAAGCCAGGCUCCAUGAGGAGAAGUGAAGAUCCAUGUCUGCUGCACACAGCCUCCCCAUGAGGGCAGCCGAGCCCUGGUCCACCCCUGGCUGCAGGUGGAAACUUAAAUUUAAACCCUUACUUUGCAGGGUUCCCUCCUUCAGACACAACUAUUACUGUAAUAAAAGCUCAUGUAACUCUCCUUUCUCAUGUUGUGUGAAUAAUGUCAGUGUUUAGGAAACAUUUUUGACAGCAAGUAGGAGACCUAGUUUUGCAAAAAGUUCUAAUUUUUUGUUGUGUAAAACCCUAAAUUUCUUAAUUGGUUUUGUUUUGAGCACAUCACUUCGAUGAGCCAAGGAGGGGAGGGUGAGGCAGAGUGGCCUUCCUCCCGAGGUCUAGGGAUUUGGGGGAGAGGAGGGAAGUUGAAAUUCAGGAGGGGGGAAAGAGGGUGUGUUUUUACACGCCAAAAUUCAAGAGUAUGCAAGCGUUUCUAUUCCUCGCAUUUUUCUGUGUGCCUGGCAAAUAAAUACCUAUCUUAUUACGACCCUGAGCUGUUGGCCCUCUCUGUUCACGCCACGGGCCAUAUGCUUGGAGUCCUCCCAGAAGGAGAGCCCGAUGGCCCUCCCUUGGGAACAACCAACUUCACGCUAUGCAGAGAAGCGGCAAAGCACCAGGCUGAGGCACCCUGCGUUGGUGGCUCCCAGCAUGCUCCCUGGGUCUGUGACGAGGGCCAGCAGCCCCCUCAGCACCUCGCAUCCUCCAUCGUGCUCAGGAACUAUUGCUCUGAGCCCGUGAGACGUCCCUCCUGGGCUUGGGGCUUGGACAGACCUUGUGAGUUCAAUACAAACUGUGACCCAGCAAGGGAAGGGGCGUCUCAGGUGGAAGGGACGGAUGGCUUGGGGCCUGGCUCUGCCUUCCACCCCCUCAGCCACUCUGAUCAGGGACAACAUACUGUGACUUAACAGUAGCUUUUUUUAAAGGGGCAAGAAUGUAAGACGCCUUAAUCUUUAGUUAAUUUCUACUACCUUGAAAUUCCCACCACCACCCCCUUUUUUCCUUGUUCCCCUUUGCAGUGUAAUUUCUAAGAAGCCCCAGAUCACGGGUGGUUCUGUGAUGAAAUUUAUGAUGAUACAGGACAAGCAUUAAAUACCUCUCUGGAUGGGGGUCUGAACAAGCCAUGGGAAAGGGCAUUGGUUAGCAUUACAGGUGUCAACUGUCUGUGCAGAGCUCACCCCUUGAGACUGCCACGGUCCUUGCUGUCCCCAGGACCCGCAAGGAUGUGGGAGCCUACAAUGACAAGUGACCAAUGAUUGUAACGGUCCCAAAUUACCUGUCACAAACCCCUGGAGGCAACUGGAAACUUAAAAAGUAUUGCCGUGCUAUUUGAGCACAAUUCCUUUCUCACCUGGUUUGAUUUGGGGGGUUGUUACGUACAAGUUUAUGCACGCAUACAUACAUACGUACACGGGUAGACAUGGACCUGCUCGGAGCUCCCACGUUUCUGACCAUCCUGGCUUCAUCAUGGGGUCCCAGUCAGCAGUAUCCCAGUAUCACAAAGUUUAUCUUUGUUAAAGACAUGGGUGGUGAGAGCUACCUUCGGUCCUAUCUGUAUUUCCAGGACAGAGGGGACGAGAGGCAACUCAGACCGCACUGUGCCCUGUGGCUCCUGGUCCCCUCAGGAAUCUUUUUGGCCCACACACGGCUCUCCCGUUGUAUGGAGACACGCAGGGAGGAGUUUUCUAUAUAUGUGUAUAAAUACCUGAUGCAUAGGGAUGUAAAUAACAAAAGGUGGGCCUUGCUGCUCUGCCUCACGGCUUUUCUUUAAUGCCAAGCUAUGCUGUACAGGAUGUUGCUGAAAUAACUUGGACUGAGCUUUUUUAAAAACAGCAAGCAACUUUUAUAUUUCUUUAACAGAAAGUGUAAUAGACAGUUACACUAGUGCAGGGUAUUUAGGGGCCUUGGGGGGAGGCUGUCACUUGUAUUUAUUGUGACUCUAAAUCUUUGAUAAUAAAACAUGUUUUAAAAAAAUGUUUGGCACCAAACCGGAAUAGACAGUUCCAAUAAACAAAGACGCUGGAACCCGAUAACUAUGCGUUGUGAGGUGAUUCUAGAAUCUGAAGGACAAUAAAGAAAUGGACCAUG